AGAAUCCCGAAUUCCCAUAGAGAAUCAUUAUUUUUGAUGAGUUCUCAUAGUGAGUCUGCCAAAAUAAUGAAUUCUCUUAGAAAAUUGUUAUUUUUAACCAGUUCUCAUAGCGGAGAAUCGUCAUAUUUGGCGAGUUUCCAUAGAGAGUUCGCUAAAAUAACAAAUUCUCUUAGAGAAUCAUUAUCUUUAGCGAUCUCCUAUAGUAGUUCUGCUAAAAUAACGAAUUCUCUUAGAGAAUCAUUAUUUUUUAACAGUUUCUCAUAG
Messenger RNA from Funneliformis geosporum, 264 nucleotides. Lineage: Eukaryota; Fungi; Glomeromycota; Glomeromycetes; Glomerales; Glomeraceae. The record is from the annotation of a GenBank genome assembly.